Molecule: messenger RNA, 967 nt
Organism: Zeugodacus cucurbitae (melon fly)
Lineage: Eukaryota; Metazoa; Arthropoda; Insecta; Diptera; Tephritidae
Product: odorant receptor Or2-like
Exons: 5
Coding region: 14-850 (278 amino acids)
Biological process (GO): detection of chemical stimulus involved in sensory perception of smell; sensory perception of smell
Cellular component (GO): plasma membrane
Molecular function (GO): odorant binding; olfactory receptor activity
Source: RefSeq, a predicted model, not a curated record
AACAACCAGCAUCAUGCCUAGCUAUCAAAAUCUGCCAUUAUAUUCAGUGAAUGUAAAAACUUUUGUUAAACUAGGACUCAUCGAGUCAAGCAAUCCGACCAGACGUUUCCUGUUGGGCCUAAUAUUAAUUGUAACCUAUAUCGGGCAAUUAACAAAUUUGUUUUGGACAUGGAAUGUGGACAUUGGUGAGACGGGUUAUAAUUUCCACGUAUUGGCGCUUAUGACGCAUUGUUUUCUACGUUUUAUGGUCAUUGUGAGGAAGGACAAAAAAUUUGAACGAUUCUUUGAAGGCAUCGAGCAGUGGUACACAGAUAUCGAGCGCAAUGGAGAUCCACAAAUUGUGAGCACACUGCAGGAAAUCACCGAUAAAACACAGAAGCUGACACGCUUGAGCUUCUAUGCUUCUGCUGUAGCAGCGUUAGCUGUUUUCAUAUAUUCAUUUUCAUUUGAGGGACGCAGACUGCUGCUGACCGUGCAAUAUCCAUUCUUCGAUGUUCUCCAGACACCAUACUUUGAAUUCUUCUUUCUCAUUCAAGUGGUGUGGUUACUGCCGACUUUUUUGUUGAUUUAUCUGCCAUUUACAAAUAUUUUCCUUACAUCUCUUAUGUUCGGCGAACUGACUUUAAAGGAUUUAUGCUCGAAGAUUAGAAAAAUACAAAGUGAAAAUGAGAUGACCAUGUUAAAUGAGUUUAAGGAGUGUAUUGCAUAUCAUAAUAAAAUUAUCAAAUCUGAAAAUCCUCUACAGAUCACGGCUGGUGGACUCUACCCGAUGACUAUGGAGAAUUUUCAAGCAAUUUUACGUAUUUCAUAUUCGUAUUUUUCGCUGCUACAAGGGGUCAGUCAACAGUAAUCCCACUUAAAUGCUGUAUUAGUGCACUGUAGUUCAAAACUUACUUAAACACUAUUUUAGUAAACGAUCACAAAUGGUUUUUAUUUAUUUUUUUUUUCAUUUGUGUGAGGUGAAGAC